Dracunculus medinensis (Guinea worm) is the source of this 1044-nucleotide messenger RNA. Lineage: Eukaryota; Metazoa; Nematoda; Chromadorea; Rhabditida; Dracunculidae. The record is from the annotation of a GenBank genome assembly.
AUGUCAAUGGACGCAGAUUCUCAAUUCAACAAUUCUCGUGAAGGUAGCUGUGAUAAAAAUCAGUAUGAUGUCGAAAAUAAAUUACCAGAUACCAACUGUCUUAUUAAAGGGCGACAGUUUUCAUUCGCAGUUGGCCGUCAAAUUGCACGUGGAAGGAUGGGUGCAGUAUAUGAAGUUCUUCGAAGAUCAGAUGGCAGAUGUUUUGCAGCCAAACUUGAGGUCUGUGAUGCACAUUUUCAUGGAAUUAAUAUGGAUUACACUAUAUUAAGCCAAGCAACAAAAGCAAACUGUAAACAUAUUACUAAAUUAAUUGAUCGCGGCAAAAUCGAAGGACACUUCAAAUUCAUAGUUAUGAGCUUGUUAGGUGACAAUCUUCAUAAAUUACGUUUAACGUUUGUGGAACGUCAUUUCUCCCUAUCAACUGCUUUGCGGCUUGGCAUACAAACUUUGGCAGCCCUAAAUGAAUUGCACACUCUUGGUUUCGUCCAUCGCGAUGUUAAGGCAUCAAAUUAUGCCCUGAAUGGUGAUCGUGGGCCUAUCGUUGUCUAUUUAAUAGAUUUUGGGCUAUGUCGAGCAUAUCGUAACUCAGAAAAAGAAAUAAAACCAGCUCGUGAUAAGGCACAAUUUAGGCAAGUUAUAUGGAUAUAUAUUAACGAUUUAUAUGUCGAAAAAAAUUCUAAAUUAGGAACGACUCGUUACGCUUCAGUAAAUGCGCACAACGAGAUGGAUUUGUCACCGCGUGAUGAUUUAGAAUCUUGGUUUUACAUGCUGAUCGAAAUGAUCUGUGGAUUUUUACCUUGGAGUGAUCUUCAUAAAAACGAGCGCUCUGAAGUCAAAAAAAUGAAAGAGGAAAGUCGAACUCAUGAUGGAAUACAAGUUUUACUAAAAGGAUGCCCAAAGACUGAGUUCCGUAGAAUCCUUCAGUACAUCGAUGGAUUAGUCUAUCAUAGCCAACCGGAUUAUAAUUUCUUAACACAGUUAUUGCAAUUAGCCAUGAAAAACAAUGGGCUUAAAAUGGAUGAUCCAUAUGACUGGCAAGAGUAA